AUGGCUUCCUUCUUGCGGCAGCUCGUCGCCGGCCCGCGCAGGGGCCACUCAGAGGCCGGCCUCGAUCUCUGCUAUGUGACUGACCACAUCAUCGCUACCUCCGGCCCCUCGCACACAUACCCCAAGCUCGCCUACCGCAACCCACUCGACCAGCUCGUCACCUUUCUCGACGCCAAGCACGGCGCCGACUGGGCCAUUUGGGAGUUUCGCGCCGAGGGCACCGGCUACCCGGACCACCUCGUCUACGACCGCAUCCGGCACUACCCGUUCCCGGACCACCACCCGCCGCCGUUUUCCCUGAUGCCGCGCAUCCUCGCCAGCAUGCGCCACUGGCUGCACGGCGGGGCGCUCGACGGCGUCGGCGGCAGCGUCACGGAGAAGAGGCACCCGGAUCGCGUCGUCGUGGUGCACUGCAAGGCGGGCAAGGGCCGCAGCGGCACCGCGAGCGUCAGCUACCUCGUCGCGGAGGAGGGCUGGCGUGCGGAGGACGCGCUGGCGAGGUUCACGGAGCGCCGCAUGCGGCCCAUGUUUGGCGCGGGCGUCUCGAUACCCUCGCAGCUGCGGUGGGUGCGCUACGUGGAUCGCUGGACAAGGCACGGGAAGCGGUACGCGGACAGGCCGAUUGAGAUUCUCGAGAUUCACACGUGGGGCUUGCGCAACGGCGUCAAGCUCGACGUCGAGGGCUUCGCCGAGGACGGGAAAAGGAUUUGCUCGCUGCACACGUUUCAGAAAAAGGAGCGGCAGGUCGUGCAGGGCGGUGCGCCCGCAGACGGCGGCCUCUCGGACCUCGUCUGGGAAAUGGCCGGCUACUCCUCGGGUACCAAGGCGCCGGCGCAGGCCGAAUUUGCAGACGCCACCAACAACGAGGACACUGCCACUGCAAAGCCCGCCAACAAGAAGGAGGAGGAAGCGGCGGCGGCGGCGGCGGACUUGAAGCCGCCGACAAAGUCCAAGACGGACCUCAUCACCGAACAGCCCACGCAAGAGUCCACCGCGUCCGCCUCGCGCGCCUCGACCUUUUCCACCUCGUCAAAGCUGUCCAGCGCCAGCAGCCGCAAGAGCGAGGCCGAACCAGGCGGCAUGGCUGUCCUCUUCCGCCCCGCGACGCCCAUCCGUGUCCCCACCAGCGACGUCUGCGUCGCCGUCGAGCGGCGCAACCGCACCCACAAGAGCAUCGGCUUGACCAUGGUGUCGUCUGUCGCGCACGUCUGGUUCAACGCUUUUUUCGAGGGCAACGGUCCAGAGCAAGGCGGAUCGCCAGACGCCGACGGCGUCUUUACGAUUGAGUGGGACGCCAUGGACGGCAUCAAGGGCACGAGCCGCAAGGGCAGCCGCUGUUUAGACAAGAUGUCGGUCGUGUGGCGGUUUGCGGAUACCGGUGUCAGCAGCAGUGGUGAUGGUGGUGGUGGUGGUGGUGGUGGUGAUAUUGUUGGGGCAGCAGAGCCGGCGGCACUGGAUACUACAACAGCGGGACCGGACGACAUGGAGGAAAAGGACAUUGGUCUGCGCGUGCAGAGCCCCGCGAGCGCGGAUAUAAGCAGGGCGAGCAGCGUGCUGAGCGCCGAGCUGCCGCGGCAUCACAAAAAGGGGCCGGCGAGCAACGAUGCUGACGACGUGGUGGCGCUGGAGAGCGUCAAGACGAGCGAUGCCGCAGGCGAGGAGCUGCGGCCAGAAGCGACAAGGACGUAG
Beauveria bassiana ARSEF 2860 is the source of this 1689-nucleotide messenger RNA. Its product is annotated as phosphoinositide 3-phosphate phosphatase. The record is from RefSeq and is a predicted model, not a curated record. The transcript is spliced from 2 exons. Bases 1 to 1689 code for a protein of 562 amino acids. Lineage: Eukaryota; Fungi; Ascomycota; Sordariomycetes; Hypocreales; Cordycipitaceae. Gene Ontology annotation, biological process: phosphatidylinositol 3-kinase/protein kinase B signal transduction; negative regulation of cell population proliferation; phosphatidylinositol dephosphorylation. Gene Ontology annotation, molecular function: phosphatidylinositol-3,4,5-trisphosphate 3-phosphatase activity; protein tyrosine phosphatase activity. Gene Ontology annotation, cellular component: nucleus; plasma membrane; cytosol.